Molecule: messenger RNA, 1782 nt
Organism: Rasamsonia emersonii CBS 393.64
Lineage: Eukaryota; Fungi; Ascomycota; Eurotiomycetes; Eurotiales; Trichocomaceae
Product: Arylsulfatase
Exons: 3
Coding region: 1-1782 (593 amino acids)
Molecular function (GO): arylsulfatase activity
Source: RefSeq, a predicted model, not a curated record
AUGGCUCCCGCAAAACGGCCCAACUUUCUGCUCAUCGUCGCCGACGACCUGGGCUUCUCUGACAUUGGAUGCUUUGGCAGCGAGAUUCGAACGCCAAACAUCGACAAGCUCGCCCUCAAUGGAGGCAUCCGGUUCACUGAUUUCCACGCCGCUGCGGCUUGCUCCCCAACUCGUGCCAUGAUCAUGACCGGCACCGACCACCACAUCGCCGGCCUGGGAAACUUGAUCGAAUGGACCAACAUCUCCGGCCAGAACGGCCCCAAGGGCUCGCAGAUGAGCACCGCGCCGCAGCGGGGGAUGCCCGGCUACGAAGGCUACCUCAACGAGCGCGUCGUCGCCCUGCCGGAGCUGCUGCGCGACGCCGGCUACCACACCCUCAUGUCCGGCAAGUGGCAUCUGGGCCUCACCCCGGAGCGCGCCCCCUGCAAGCGCGGCUUCGACCGGUCCUGCGAGACAACGACGAGACGCCCACCUUCAUCGAGGCCAGCUACAUCGCCCUCCACAUGGAGGAUGACCACUACGUCAAGGAAGCUCCCCGAGGGCUGGUACUCGUCCAACGGCUACGGGGACAAGAUGCUCCAGUAUCUGAAGGAUUGGCACAACUCGGACAGAAAGGAACAGCCCUUCUUCGCCUAUCUGCCCUUCACCGCGCCCCACUGGCCCCUGCAAGCGCCCCGGGAAUAUAUCGACCAUUACCGUGGCAUGUACGAUGAGGGUCCGGACGUUCUCCGCGAGAAGCGUCUCCAGCGCCUGAAGGAGCUGGGCAUGAUCAGGGACGACGUCAAACCACACCCAGUCGUCGCCGACGAGGUCAAGGAGUGGAAGGACUACACUCCGGAGGAGAAGCAGAAGUCGUCGAGGGCCAUGGAGGUCUAUGCGGGCAUGGUCGAGUGUAUCGAUGCCAACGUAGGCAAAGUGGUUGAUUAUCUUGAGAGCAUUGACGAGCUGGAUAACACGUUUGUCUGCUUCAUGUCCGACAACGGCGCCGAGGGCGCGGCCUACGAGGCUUAUCCCCUGGUGCAGAGCGGGGUGCUGCCCCAUCUGCAAAAGUACUACGACAACAGCCUCGAGAACCUGGGCAAUUACAACUCGUUCAUCUGGUACGGUCCGCGCUGGGCCCAGGCGGCGACAGCGCCCUCGCGCCUGUACAAAGCGUACACGACGGAGGGAGGGGUGCGCGUCCCCUUCCUGGCCCGGUUCCCUAAGAGUGUGGAGGUGGCCGAGCAUGCCAAGGGGAUCACGGAUCAGUUUACGACGGUGAUGGACCUGGCGCCGACGAUUCUCGAGAUGGCCGGUGUGCAGCAUCCCGCCCCAACGUAUCAGGGCCGCGAGGUGGUUCCCAUGCGGGGGAAGAGUUUCUACCCCUGGGCCACCGGCAAGGCGGAUCGGAUCCACGAGAAGGAUUUCAUCCAGGGCUGGGAGACGUGUGGACGGGCGGCCCUGCGGUAUGGAGACUGGAAGAUUGUCUACAUCCCGAAGCCCAAGGGGCCGGAACGGUGGCAGCUGUACAACCUGGCGCGCGAUCCGGGCGAAGUCGACGACCUGGCCGAAAAGGAACCGGAGCGGUUGAAGCAGCUGCUGAAGCUGUGGGAUCAGUACGUGCUGGAGACGGGCGUCAUCCCGCUGAACCCAGACCUGGGCGACUUCAUCGAGGCGACGGAGGAGCAGAUGCCGGAGAACGCGUGGAUGGAGUACGACUACUGGAAGCCGGGGGCGCGAGACGAGCCGGAGAAAUUCAUGCGCAAGCCUCCGCGGUUCACGCGGACGGUGAAGCAGUUUUAA